Molecule: messenger RNA, 4498 nt
Organism: Exaiptasia diaphana
Lineage: Eukaryota; Metazoa; Cnidaria; Anthozoa; Actiniaria; Aiptasiidae
Product: methionine synthase
Biological process (GO): pteridine-containing compound metabolic process
Molecular function (GO): zinc ion binding; methionine synthase activity; cobalamin binding
Source: RefSeq, a predicted model, not a curated record
UGUUGUGCUAGUAGAUUUACUGUGAGAUGUCUGUGUUCUUACUGAGUUUUAUUGCAUAACAUUGACUAAACUAAGUCUUUUCCCUUCUUUUCGCUUGGYAAACAAUUGCUUUCGAUAUACAAUCAGCAAAAUGCCUCCAACAAUAGCUACGAUUGCUAAUGCCCAAGAAAUUGGCGCAAAAAUGGAUGUUAGAAGUCGAAUAGAGGCAACUUUGAAGAAGCGAAUUAUGGUUUUCGAUGGUGGAAUGGGAACGAUGAUUCAAAAUCGUCAUCUAGAAGAGGAAGAUUUUAGAGGACAUGAAUUCCAAAACCAUCCAAAGCCUUUGAAAGGAAACAAUGAUUUGCUGAGUAUUACAAGACCAGAUAUAAUAUAUGACAUCCAUAAGGCAUACUUGCUAGCAGGAGCAGAUUUCAUUGAGACAAAUACUUUCAGUGGCACAAGUGUAGCACAGGCUGACUAUGCACUUGAACAUAUGGUUUAUAGAUUAAAUAAGACUUCUGCUGAAAUUGCCAAAAGGGCGUGUGCUGAUGUAACAAAUGAAACAGGUGUUGAAAGGUUUGUGGCUGGUGCUUUGGGACCUACMAACAGAACACUGUCAAUAUCACCUGCCGUUGAAAAUCCAGGAUACAGAAACAUCACUUUUGAUCAACUCGUGGAAGCAUAUACGGAACAGGCCAGAGGACUUCUGGAUGGUGGAGCAGAUAUCCUUUUGGUAGAGACAAUAUUUGAUACAGCCAAUUCAAAGGCUGCAUUGUUUGCUAUAAGCCAAYUGUUUGAGAAAGAAUAUGAAAAAGUCCCUAUUUUUAUAUCUGGUACUAUAGUUGAUAAAAGUGGUCGUACACUAUCAGGUCAGACAACAGAAGCUUUUGCUGUUAGUGUUUCUCAUGCUGACCCAAUGUGUAUUGGACUAAACUGUGCCCUUGGUGCUGUGGAAAUGAGACCAUUCAUUGAAGCCGUAGGAUCGUUCACAGAACAUUAUGUUAUUUGUUAUCCAAAUGCAGGACUUCCCAAUACAUUUGGUGGGUAUGAUGAGACACCUGAAACAACAGCUCAUCACCUUAAGCAAUUUGCCCAUGAUGGUUUAGUCAAUAUCGUUGGAGGCUGCUGCGGAACAACCCCUGAUCACAUAAGAGCCAUAGCAGARGCUGUAAAACCCUAUAAACCUAGAGUACCUCACCGAGGUCAACAUGACGAUGCACUGCUGUUGAGUGGAUUGGAGGCUGURGCCAUCACACCAAGUGUUAUUUUUGUCAACAUUGGCGAGCGAUGUAAUGUUGCYGGGUCAAGGAGGUUUUGUAGACUAAUUAAGAAUGGAAAAAUGGAGGAAGCGCUGGCAGUUGCCAAGCUACAAGUAGAAAAUGGCGCUCAAAUCCUUGAUAUCAACAUGGACGAAGGCAUGUUAGAUGGAGUUAGUUCCAUGACGAAAUUCGUCAACCUUAUUGCUUCAGAACCAGAUAUAGCUAAGGUUCCUCUGUGUAUCGAUUCUUCAAAUUUCGAWGUCAUUGAGGCUGGUCUAAAGUGCGCUCAAGGAAAAUGUAUCGUGAACAGCAUAAGCUUGAAAAAUGGAAUUGAUGACUUCCUGGAGAAAGCUCGCAUUAUAAAACGAUAUGGUGCAGCCGUUGUUGUCAUGGCUUUUGAUGAAGAAGGACAAGCAGCAGACAGGGACCGGAAAGUUGCUAUUUGCGAACGUUCUUAUCGGAUAUUAGUUGACGAAGUUCACAUGAACCCAAAUGACAUCAUCUUUGAUCCCAAUAUUCUCACCAUAGCAACGGGUAUCGAGGAACACAACAAUUAUGGGAAAUACUUCAUAGAGGCUACCCAAAUUAUCAAGCAAACUCUUCCAUGUGCACGUGUGAGCGGUGGCUUGUCGAAUUUCUCUUUCUCGUUUCGUGGAAUGGAGACCAUUCGUGAAGCUAUGCACAGUGUGUUUCUUUACCAUGCCAUCAAGGUUGGUCUUGACAUGGCAAUCGUCAAUGCUGGUCAGCUUCCUGUCUAUGAUGACAUUGAGCCCGGUUUGCUUCAGCUCUGUGAAGACUUGUUGUGGAAUAGAGAUCCUGAUGCUACUGAGAAACUACUAAAACUUGCUGAGUCUAUGGGACCAGGUGCKAAGAAACAAGUGGCAACGGAUGAAUGGCGAAACUGUCCAGUUGAAGAGAGACUUGAGCAUGCACUUGUCAAGGGCAUCGAUAAGUAUGUAGUUGRRGACACUGAAGAAGCAAGAAGCUGUAUUACCAAAUACCCUCGACCACUCAACGUUAUUGAAGGACCACUGAUGAAGGGUAUGGGGGUCGUUGGUGAUCUGUUUGGCGCCGGGAAAAUGUUCCUCCCUCAGGUUAUCAAGUCAGCCCGAGUGAUGAAGAAAGCUGUUGGGUAUUUGAUUCCUUUUAUGGAAGAAGAGCGUCAGAAGAGACUCGCUUGUAAAGRCAAUGAUGAAGACAAAUCGUUAAAGGACCAGUAUAACGGAACAAUAGUGCUUGCAACGGUCAAAGGCGACGUCCAUGAUAUCGGCAAAAACAUAGUUGGUGUUGUUCUUGGUUGUAAUAACUUCAGAGUUAUCGAUCUUGGAGUAAUGACUCCAUGUGAAAAGAUAUUAAAGACCGCUAUAGAUGAAGGAGCAGACAUCAUCGGACUUUCUGGUCUCAUAACACCCUCUUUGGACGAAAUGAUUCACGUUGCCAGGGAAAUGGAAAGACAAGGGAUGAAAUUACCGCUUCUGAUUGGUGGAGCUACGACGUCUAGGACGCAUACUGCUGUAAAAAUCGCUCCUCGAUACACUGAACCGGUGGUCCACGUACUAGACGCGUCAAAAAGCGCCGUGGUGUGUACGGCCCUUCUGGACGAAAAGCAACGUGAYGAGUUUGUUGAUGAAGUCAGUGAGGAAUACGACGAAAUUAGAGAGGAACAUUAUGACUCACUCAAGGAUCGACGAUACCUCGCCAUCAACGACGCACGUGAAUUGAGCUUAAACCUUGAUGUCAUCGACGUCAAACCAGUUCGGCCGACGUUCCUAGGGAUCAAGUUGUUAGAGAAUUACGACCUGGAGGCCGUUAUACCAUAUAUUGACUGGAAACCAUUCUUYGAUGUCUGGCAACUAAGAGGCAAAUACCCUAACAGGGGGUACCCUAAGAUAUUUAACGACAAGACAGUUGGUGAGGAAGCAAAGAAGGUGUACAACGAUGCACAGGAAAUGCUCCAACAAAUUGUAUCUACCAAGUCUCUACAUAUCGUUGGUCAGGUGGCUUUUUACCGCGCAAACAGUGUCAAUGAUGAUAUUUAUGUAUUUGAUGAAAUCCAGUCAAAGACAGGAACACCCAAAGCGGUAUUCCAUGGGCUAAGACAACAGGCUCAAAAAGAGCAUGGUAUCGAGGAACCUUACUACUGCAUAUCAGAUUUCAUUGCUCCUUUGGAGUCUGGGGUGGAGGACUACAUAGGCUGUUUUGCUGUGUCAUGUAUGGGGGCUGAAGCCAUGGCUCAUGAGUAUGAAGGCGAGCUAGAUGAUUACAGUGUUAUCAUGGUAAAGGCAUUGGCUGACAGAAUAGUCGAGGCAUUUGCUGAAGAACURCAUGAGAGAGUUCGCAAGGAUUUCUGGGGGUAUGACAGUGAUGAGGAUUUGAACGCCAAAGAUCUGCAUAGAAUCAAAUAUCAGGGUAUAAGACCAGCCUUUGGAUAUCCAAGUCAGCCUGACCACACUGAAAAACUCAUCAUGUGGGAGCUGAUGGACACGGCGGCUAAGACUGGUAUACGUUUAACCGAGUCAUUAGCGAUGGACCCUGCUGCUUCGGUGUCUGGUUUAUACUUCGGUCAUCCACAAUCCACGUUAAGGAUUAUGCUGAGAGAAAGGGAGUAGAAGUUCAAGAAGUUGAGAGAUGGCUUUCGAGUAUAUUAUCAUACGAUGCGGAAUACUAAAACAAAUUGGGAAUGUAAUAUAAUAGGAACAUUUAAUCUACAAUUUUAUCUACAAAAACCAUCACUAUACACCUUUGGGGACAAUCAUUUGCUACGAAAGGAAUCGUCUUUUCGAGUGAUUUGAAUAGCAAAGACAAAAAUCACCUGGAGUGAAUUCAAAUACAAUUUGCGUGAUGGCCGUGGACAAAUUAAUCUGUCACGUCAGGGUAGUGGCAGCCUACAACUAAAAAUUCUUAGCACAGGAUUUGUGCUUUCCGUUUUCAAGUGCACUUGAAAGACUUAAAAAACCUUGAAAAUCAGGGAAAACGCUGAAACUCUUGGAAACUCCUUGGAUUUGAUUCAAUGUACCCUUGCGUUAAAGUUUUUAACUGAAAUGUGAAGAGGUUCGUAGAAUUCAUACCCGGAAGUGUCCACAAACAUUAAACACGUGAUCUUAAAGAUGGACAUUGAACAAUGUGGGAUAAAAGCAAAGUUUUUUAACCCUGUAAUCAAUUAAAAUAUAAUCACCUGGAUGUGACGUAGAUCAGACAUUUGAGAUUGACAUAUUGAAUUGGGUUUGUUGAAAUUAAAUGAUAUUUAUUGUACACUUUUA